Anopheles gambiae (African malaria mosquito) is the source of this 638-nucleotide messenger RNA. RefSeq names its product small ribosomal subunit protein uS10m (gene mRpS10). NCBI's taxonomy places the organism in Eukaryota, Metazoa, Arthropoda, Insecta, Diptera, Culicidae. The coding region runs from base 82 to 573 and encodes 163 amino acids. Gene Ontology annotation, cellular component: mitochondrion; mitochondrial small ribosomal subunit. The record is from RefSeq and is a predicted model, not a curated record. The transcript has 3 exons.
AAAUAACAUCGCACGUGUUUACUGUCAAACUUCGCUUGACACAUUCGUGCACCGUCUGUUGUUGAAUAACACAAUCUCAGCAUGCUGAAGUGGUUUAACAUAACGCGCAGUCUGGCGCCUCUUGCGCCGCGCCCCGUACGAUGGUAUUCGGAUGCGGUUGUUGCCUCGACAUCGCAGGCGGCGGUAGAUCAGCCACCUCCGGUCGGCGUUCCGGAUAAGCUGUACAGCCGGGUGGAGCUGCAAAUGAAAGGAAUCGAUCCGGAGGUGAUGAAGAGCUACGCUUUGUACGCCAAAACUGCCGCCGAACAUCUUGACAUUGAAGUUGGCAAGCACUGGACGCUAAGAAAAGCGGUGAAGGACCGUCUGACGCUGCUGAAAUCGGUGCACAUCUAUAAGAAGCAUCGCGUGCAGUACGAGGUGCGAAACUACUACAGAUUCAUGCAUUUUCACAAGCUGACCGGCUCAACGCUGGACACGUUCCUGGAGUACAUCGAGCGCAACCUGCCGGAGGGUAUUGCGUUGAAGGUGACGAAGGUGGAGCUGCAGGAACUGCCGGAACAUUUGCGAAAGUAGGAGAGACGGGGCGUGGUGUGGUACGCGAAAAUUAGUGAUUAAAUUGAACAUUGCUGAAUAGGAAA